AUGGAGGGCGGCGGCGGCGGGCGGCUUUCGGCCGUGCAGGCCGCGCUGCUGGCCGCCAGCACCGCCGUCACUGCCCUGCUCUACUCCGUGUACCGGCAGAAGGCCCGCGUCGCCCGCGGCCUGGAGGGUGCCAGGAGGGUUCGGCUGGACGGGGAUCUGCGGGCAGUGCUGCUGGAGGCGCCGGGGCGAUGCGUGCCCUACGCCGUCAUCGAAGGUGUGGUGAGAUCUGUUAAGGAGACCCUGAGCAGCCAGUUUGUGGAGAACUGCAAGGGUGUUGUCCAGAGGCUGACCCUGCAGGAGCACAAGAUGGUGUGGAACCGAACAACCCAUCUCUGGAACGACUACGAGAAGCUGAUCCACCAGCGAACCAACACCGCCCCCUUCGAGCUGGUGCCGCCGGAGGAGGAGGGGGCCGGCGGCGUGGCCGUGCGGGUGCUGAAGCCCCUGGAGGCCGCCGAGCUGAGCCUGGAGACGGUGCACGAGAAGUUCCACCCUUCCGUGCAGUCCUUCACCGACGCCAUCGGCCACUACAUCAGCGGCGAGCGCCCCAAGGGCGUCCAGGAGACCGAGCAGAUGCUGAAGGUGGGCACGGCCCUGACGGGGGUGGGCGAGCUGGUCCUGGACGGCUCCAGCAUCAAGCUGCAGCCCCCCAAGCAGGCCAUGCCCUACUACCUGAGCACCUGCGAUUUCGACACCCUGCUGCGGCGGCAGGAGGCCAGCGCCCGCUUCUGGAAGAGCCUCACCCUCCUCUUCGGCCUCGCCACCUGCGCCGUCCUCUUCUUCCUCCUCCGCCGGCAGUACCGGCAGCACCUGGAGAGGAAGCAGCUCCGGCGGAUGCAGGAGGAGUUCCGGCAGGCUCAGGAGCGCCUCCUCAGGGAGCUCGGCGCCGAGGGCGCAGAGACGCUGAAGAACGCCUGCGUGGUCUGCCUCAGCAGCCCCAAGGCCUGCGUCUUCCUCGAGUGCGGCCACGUUUGCUCCUGCCACCAGUGCUACCAGGCCCUCCCCCAGCCCAGGAGCUGCCCCAUCUGCCGCCAGCCCAUCGCCAGGGUGGUGCCUUUGUACAACAGCUAA
Messenger RNA from Dryobates pubescens (Downy woodpecker), 1071 nucleotides. RefSeq names its product mitochondrial E3 ubiquitin protein ligase 1 (gene MUL1). Gene Ontology annotation, biological process: organelle organization; protein ubiquitination. The transcript is spliced from 4 exons. The record is from RefSeq and is a predicted model, not a curated record. Gene Ontology annotation, molecular function: ubiquitin-protein transferase activity. NCBI's taxonomy places the organism in Eukaryota, Metazoa, Chordata, Aves, Piciformes, Picidae. Bases 1 to 1071 code for a protein of 356 amino acids. Gene Ontology annotation, cellular component: mitochondrion.